Molecule: messenger RNA, 7080 nt
Organism: Adineta steineri
Lineage: Eukaryota; Metazoa; Rotifera; Eurotatoria; Adinetida; Adinetidae
Source: the annotation of a GenBank genome assembly
AUGCAAACAGCAGAGAGUGUAUGUUUAUGGAAUUAUCAAUUUAAAAAUAAUUCACCACCCUCACCAAUUAAUAAUAUGUCAAUAAAAAAAACUUCUCCUGAUAAUACACCAUAUUUAACUUGUACAGAACGUUUAUCAUGUCAAAAUGAAAUGUCAUCGAAAGCAACAUUUUAUUGUGUACAAUGUGGUUCAUUACAAUGUAUUUUAUGUGAAAAAGAAAUUCAUGAAAAUUCAACGAAUGAUAAACAUGAACGAUUGAAUUUAGAUGAAAUUGACGAUGAAAUUUGUUCAGUUGAUCGACGACAUCAAGCUGUUUUUUAUUGUCGUACAUGUACAUUAGCAUUUUGUUAUAGUUGUUAUGAAAAUCAACAUCAACAUUCAGAUGGACGUGAACAUAAACCACAAAAAUAUCGAGAAGGACAAACAUUUAUAAAUAAAACGAAUAAUAAUCAACAACAAAUUGAAACACAACCGAUCAAAAUCGUUUCUUCUUCCAAUGUAAAUACGAAUAAUACAAAACCAUCAGCAUCGUCAUUUGAAGAUGUACGAGUCGAUGAUAGUGAUGAAAAUUGUACAACACCACCCAGUCGAAAAGAACACUCAAAAAAAUCAACUACUCGUCAAAAUAAUAUGAAGUCAAAUCAUGUACCAAAACGACAUAAUUUUAAUCAACAAAUGUUACUUGAAUCAAUGCUUGAUGACGGUGAAAAUGAACAAUCAGAUAAAAUUAAUAAUCGACUUUUACAACAGAAUCAUAUGGAUUCAAAUAGAGGUUUUCUACUUCUCGAUGCCAAUGAACAUUUAACUAUCAAUAAUGAAUCAGAAUUUUUACGUCGUUUAAAAUCUGACAAAGAUCUUUGUGUUAAAUGUGUAUCUGUUAUUGGUAAUACUGGUGAUGGAAAAUCUUAUACACUUAAUCAAGUAUUUUUUAAUGGUCAAGAAAUCUUCAAUACAUCAUCAACAGCUGAUUCAUGUACAAUGGGUGUAUGGUCAGCUCUUGAUGAUAAUCAUCGAACACUUGUACUUGAUACGGAAGGUCGUCUUGGUUUAUCGGAAAAUGAUAAUACACGUAAUAGAUUAUUACUUAAAAUUUUAUGUAUAAGUGAUAUUGUUAUAUAUCGUACACGCGCAUCAAAAUUACCAAAUGAUAUGUUUCAAUUUUUAUCGGAUGCAUCGAAUGCAUUUUUAAAAUAUUUUCGAAAAGAAUUAGAAAAUGUUAUGAAAAAUUGUAAAGCUGAUGGUCCCAUGUCAACUAUGGGACCAACAUUAAUUGUUUUUCAUGAAACACAACAUACAGGAAUAUUAAAAGAUCAUUUUCAAUGUCAAAAAACAGCUGUUGAACAAUUAAAAGAAAGAUUUGAAACAAUGAAUUUAUCUUAUGAUGCAUAUAGUUCAUUAGAAUAUGUUGGUAUUCAAACAACAGGAGAUAAACCAUCUGAUUUCAGUACAAUCAAAGCAACUAUUGCAGCAACAUUGAAUAACAAUAAUAUACGUUCCCGAAGACGUUUAUCUGUUAUUUUCAAAGCAUUAAAAGCAUUAAAUGAAAAAUUCAAUCAUGCUAUUCCUCCAUCAAUACCAUCGACAUUACCAGAUGAUUUUUUUGCAUGCUGUGUAAAAUGUCUUUCUUGUGGAACGAAAUGUACAAUGGUAGCAAAUCAUCAUAAAGAUCAUAUACCACAUGAAUGUGAUACACGAUGUUCAUAUUCGAAAGAAUUCGAUAAUGAAGUAUGGAAAUGUUUACAAUGUCAUCGUGAUGGACGUGAUGUAAUUGUUUAUGGGAAAUUAAUAACUAAAAAUGACGGUCUUGUUCAAGGAUUAUUAAAAUAUGUUUGGUCAGGAUGUGUUAUUGAAUGUCCAUAUCAUGGUGAAAUCUAUCGUUCAAGAAAGCAUUGGUAUGGAAAUAAUGAACCCAAAGAUGUAACACGUGUUGAAAUUAUUCAUGUCUGGCCAGAUGAUGACAAUAGUCGAUUAGCAAGUGAUGUUACACCAAGAAAAUUUAUGGAAUUAAUUGUUUAUGCAAGCAGUUAUUUAUCAGCACCGACUAAAAUGAUAACAGAAAUGGUUGCUGAUCAAGUAGCACCAUCGUAUUGGAUUCCAAAUAAAGAUGUUAUUGCUUGUUCAUCAUGUAAAUUACUUUUUGGUUCAGAAUUUUCUAAACAUCAUUGUCGAGCUUGUGGUCAUGUAUUUUGUGAUACAUGUACAACAUAUCGUCGUAUUGUUCCAUGGAUUGAUACAGAAAACACAGUACGUGUAUGCAAUAAUUGUAAUGAUAAUCCAAAACCUCGUGCACCAUCAUAUACAUUACCAUUAUCUGAAACAAAUAAACAAUUUAGUCAAAAAUCAUCUGAGAAUGGUAGUAGUGGUGAUUCAGGAAGUACGGUCUCAUCCGGUGAGCAUCUUAAUGAUUUAUGCUUAACUCCAACUGAUAUUUUUGAUAUCGAACAACCAAGUACAGGUCCAGUCAUAGUUGAUAUUCCAACAACAAGACGUGUUUAUGAAACAGUGAAAAAUGGAUUAGAAAAAAUAGGAGUUAAUUAUCCAAUAGAACUUAUUAAAGAAAGUACUCGACCAAGUUAUUGGAAACCGGAUAGUGAAUGUCAUGCUUGUUGUAUCUGUAAACGAACAUUUAAUAGUACAACAAACCGAUUACAUCAUUGUCGAAGUUGUGGUGAAGGUGUUUGUGAAAGUUGUUCACCAAUUCAACGUCCUGUACCAGAAAGAGAUUGGUUAACACCUAUGUUUAUGUAUAAUGGCUAUUCUUCAUAUGAUAGUGAAAUUCAACGACACAGUGUGUGCAAUUCAUCAUUAUCAUCAAAUGUACCAUUAUCAGUGGCUGAAAAAAUUGCUGAACCUUAUUUAACACAUGUAUCUGAAUUAAUUAUGAGUAAUCGACCAUUUCCAAUAGCGGUCGAUAAAGAUUUUAAAUGGGCACUUGAAAUAUUUGCAUUUGGUUUUACAAGUGAACAUAGUUCUAUUUAUCAAUUAUGUGCUAAUAUUUAUGUUGAAUGGCUUAAAGUAUUCGAAGGAACAUCUGUAAAUUCAAGUUCAAUCCCACCAAUAUUAAGAGAAAAAACAGAAUUUUAUUGGUCACAAAUGUUUUGGCAUUUGUAUCAUCUUUUUGUUAUACAUGACGAAAAAUCAGCUGAUUUAUUAACAAAACGUAUGUAUACACAUAAAGUUCUUCGUCAGUUACAAACAAUGAUUAGUCAAACAGAACUUAGCCUUGAUUUAUGGCAUAUACUUCUACAAGUAUUCUUAGCUAUUGGUGAUACUGUAUUAUCUCCAGCUUAUCGAACAAACGAAGAAGGUAGUGCUGUUAUGAGUCAUCGACUUGUUCCAUCGAUUUAUCAAGUAUUUAUGGUUGCUGUUGAUAAAGUACACAUUCCACCUGGUUUAUGGAGAACAUUUCGAGAUUAUGCAGUAACAUGGCGUCAUCGACCUGCUGUUGUCUAUGAUUGGGCGCAACUUACAUGUGUCCUUGCAUCGACUGUUGUGCAUAAAUUAUGGUGGCCAGACUUAGUUCCACUUCAAUAUGUUUGUACUGAAACUGAUCAAGGUGAAUAUGUGCAAAAGAUAAUCGAUUCUCUUUCAUUUAAUCUACUUGUUACAACAUGGAUCCAAUUUCUUACUAUUCUACAAAAUCCAUCGGAAUGUGGUGAUGUUUCGGUCUUUCUUCGUAUGCCAAAAUAUACAGGACAAUUACAAAUAAAUUCAAAUACAAAACUAAAAGAAUUAACAUCAUUACAAGAAUUACCACGAAUUUUCGUUAAUGUUACAAAAGCAAUUGGAAUGUUUGUUGAUAUAUGGUUAGGAAAGGAAAUCGAUCCAACUUGUUUAUAUAGUCCUAAGCCUACAACUAAUUCAACAGCAAUAAUGGCCGAUAAUUCAACAUCGAGUAAUAUUCCAUCAGCACAAUCACGUCCAUUCGCUCAAUCCAUGCGUGGAAAUCCACCUGUUUCACAACAACAACAAUCUUCAACAUUGAAACCUAAAUCACAGGCUGAUAAUCGAAAAGUAAGUGUUCCUCCUGGACAAAUACUUUCACCAACAGCACCACCAGUUAAUGCAACUUUAUUAUCCUCAAUUCCUCAACAGAAUCGCCCUGAACAAAUAUCAAAAAUUUUACGAACAAAUCGUCCAACUGUAAAUAGUUUAAUGCAUCUGUAUGGUCCAUGGAUAUUAGAUGCUUGUUUAUUACAAACGAAAGAUCGUCAUACACGUUCACCAACGAUAAUAAAUACGAAUGAUUCUUCUCGAAUGAAUGAAAUAGAUAAAACGUUAGAUAUACAGAAUGAACGUUUAAUGGAUGAAGCAUUUGCUAAAUCAUUUGCUACUAUAUGUACAAUAUUUGGUAGUGCACAAUGUGAUGAAUUUAUUCAUCCAGAAUAUUUAAGUCGAUUUUAUUAUGUUUUACAACAAGGUCUUCGAUUUUAUCAAGGAGAUGAACAACGUUCUUAUGCAAUAAUUGAAUCAAUUCUAUUAAAUAGUGCUGAUUUAUUUCGUAUUAAUUUACGUGGUAUUAAUAUAUUAUUACCAUUAUAUUUAGAUGCGAUAGAAUAUUAUUUACAAAAUGAUUUUCAAACAUAUAUUCAUAAUCAUUUUAAUACGAAAGGAAUAGUAAAUUCAUCAACAAUUCACGAUCGUUUUAUUCGUAUUCGUUCAAAAUGUAUUCAAAUACUUAUGUCAGUUGUUAGUUUACCAUUUCAUUAUGAAUAUCUUCAACAACAUUUAUUCGAAGACUAUUUGGAAAAAUCACAUGAUGUACAAGUAACAUUAAAAACAUUUUCACAAUAUCGUUCAAAAAUAUUUCCAUUAUUAUUAAUGGCUUUACAAACGGAACAAGAUACUACGAAUGCUCAAUUAUUAUUUGGUACAAUUCGUUUAGCUUGUUCAUUAGCAGCACAUUUUGAACGACAACAAGAACAAUCUGAAGAGAAAAUUCAAAAAGAUCCCACAUCCGAUUAUUUAAGUCAUGCUGUACUAUUAAUUUGCGAUAAAGGUACAAAUGAUUCACAAUUAUUUUUGGCUGCACUUGAUACACUUAUUUCGCUUGUAACUGAUCCUGUAUGUCAAUUACCAAUUGAAAUGUGGAAAAAAGUUUUGAAACGUUUAUGUACUUUUAUUGAUACACAAUUACAUCUUGGUCAUACACAUCAUACACGUGAAAUGCAUUCAACAUGUGUAGCAACAUAUAAUACAUUAAUAACAUUAAUUAUUGAACGACCAACAUUACUUGAUGAUCCAGAGAAUUUAUAUGAAUUAUGUGAAAUUAUUGAAUUAGGAAUAUCGGGUGAAAAAGCUCAAUCAUCAGAAAAAGUUGUUACUAAAAAAUAUAAAGAACAACAUCCAGCAUCGCAACGUGUUGCUGAAGCUGCUGAAUAUUUAAUGUGUGUUUUAUUUGAACAUAAAACUAUAAAUCGAAUAACAAAUAUGUCACAGCGUUCUGAAACAGGAGCAUGUUUACAUGUUGAACGAAACGGUGAUAUAAUAAAUGAAGAGGCUGUAUUACAUUUAAAAAAUGAUAUAUGUAGAAAUUGGUUAGAUGAAACAACAUUCGCAAAUCUAAUGACAUCAACACGUUUUAAAUAUUUUGCAGUUAAUGAAAAUACGCUAUUUGCAAUUAAUGAAUUACCAAUUAGUAUUAAUAAUGGUAUGCCGGCAAUUAUUCUUCUCUGUCGUGGAUUAUUCGGUAAAAAUGUUUGGACAUUAAAUUUUCGUCAUAAUCCUAUAAAUAAUUCAAUUGUACAACGAAAUAAAUCACAUGAACGAACUUUAAACGAAAGUGAUAAGAGUACGUCAUCAUCGGUAACGAAUUCAUCUAAUGAUCCAAAAGAAAAACAUCAUCUAUCACAUAGUACACGAAAUGAACGAGCAAAAAGUGAAUUAAGUAUUCCAACAUUAAAUUCAAUUGUUAAACGUGAUGAAGAAAAAUUAAAUCUAUUUCGAACAUUAAAAACUAAACAAAUUACAAUUGAAGAAAAAGCUAUACAACGUGCUCAUAUAAUUGAUGAAAAACCUAUACCAGAAUGCAAACCACCAGAAUGUCAAAAACAUUUCGAAGGUAUUCGUUUAUUUUUAUCACAUUAUGGUUAUUGUUCAUUAGAUUCAAUGAAUCAUUUAUUGAAUGGAAAACAAUGGAAUCAAUCAAAUACACUUGAUCAACUUCAGCCAAGAAUUAAAUUACUUGAUUCAAAUAUUCCAACAUUUAUGGAUGAUAUUAAAAUACUUGAUAAAAUUUCACCUACACUUUAUUGUACAGGACAAAUAUUUUAUUUAAAACGAGAUCAAAAUUCAAUUAAUGAAUCAUUUUUAAAUACAAAAACACCGGAACAAUUAAAUCCAGCUUUUUUAACAAUGAUAUCACAAUUUGGUUCGGUUGUUGAAAUUAAACGACAUUGUGGUUGGACAGGAAAUGUUGAAACAAGUUGGAAAACAGUUUCUGAUGCUCAAUCAAAUCAAGGACCAAAUUCAAAAAUAUUACACGAGAUCGAUGGCGAUGAUAGUAUUCUAUAUUGGGUAGAUUUAACAACUGAAAUGGCUUUUUAUUUACCUCAUCAAUUCUCUGCUGAUAGUCAUGGUUCUGAAAUGCGUAUAUUAAUUGUUUGGCUUGAACAAUUUCAUGAUGAUCUUGAUUCAAUCUUACCUGUUGCAGAACAACAAUCGAAAAGUCGUGAUAUAUCUAUAAUUGGUAUUCAUCCAUUAAAAAAUCAUCUAUUACGUAUAUCACUUAAUUCAAAUGCCCAACGAAUGCAAUCAGCAUGUGCUAGUAUUCCAUUGAUUGAUGGUAUGGUUAUACCAUUACAUAUAUUACCGUUUUUUCUUCGACAAGCUGUACAUAAUUUAAGUCGUCGAAAACGAUUAGAAGAUAGUCAAAUCUCGCAAACUGCUUAUUCAGUUCGUAAAAAUAAAAUAACAAGAAUUAUUGAUAAAUAUCAAAAUCGAAUAAAUAAUAAUCUUGAUGAAUUUUUUCAAAAUAUAUUCUUUUCUUCUUCUUCGACAACAACAACAAAACAACAACAACAACCGAUUGUCACUCAUUCAACAUCACGUCCGAAUUCAAUGAUAGUUGUGCAAUCGUAG